AUGGACGUCGGCUUCUGGGGCUGCCUCUGCGCGCCCGGCAAGGGCGUCGGCCUGCCGGUGCAGAUCCCCGAGGUGUGCGUGUUCCGGGGCCACAGCCCGCUGGGCUGGUACUUCACCGACCAGGCGGGUGUCGUGGCCGAGCGCUCCUGCGCCGCACCGUCCUUCCUCGACGACCUCGAGGAGUGCCUGCUUGGUGCCGCCGCGGAGCGCUCGGCAGGCGGGCACGGCCUGCAGGCCACCGGCGGCGUGGUGGCCUUGCUGCGGCGGGUGGCCGAGCGCGGGCAGGCGCCCGGCAUCACGGCGCUCGACGCGCCGCAGCUCCGCGAACUGCUCGAGCAGGUCCGGCGGGGUGCCCACGUGGCCGACGUCUGGAGCCUCCAGGCCGCGGUGCCUCCGGAGGGCAACGCUAGAUACUUGUCAGUUUACACGUGCGACACCAUGGGUGUGGAGGGCAGUGACGUCUUCGGUCGGCCUUUCGACAGGCUGUACGCCAGUCUGCGGCACGCGCCCGACGUCCCGCCGCCGCUGCCCGCGGAACCCGCCGGCCAGCUCGGAGUGCCAGGCCCGCUGCGGGCGGCUGCGCAGGCCAAGACGUUGGGCAUCGUCAG
Prorocentrum cordatum is the source of this 608-nucleotide messenger RNA. Lineage: Eukaryota; Dinophyceae; Prorocentrales; Prorocentraceae. The record is from the annotation of a GenBank genome assembly.